Girardinichthys multiradiatus is the source of this 1815-nucleotide messenger RNA. It is a transcript of the gene cd79b, whose product is annotated as CD79b molecule, immunoglobulin-associated beta. The coding region runs from base 99 to 710 and encodes 203 amino acids. Gene Ontology annotation, biological process: B cell receptor signaling pathway; B cell differentiation. NCBI's taxonomy places the organism in Eukaryota, Metazoa, Chordata, Actinopteri, Cyprinodontiformes, Goodeidae. The record is from RefSeq and is a predicted model, not a curated record. The transcript has 5 exons. Gene Ontology annotation, cellular component: external side of plasma membrane; B cell receptor complex.
CCCACUGCUACAAAGUAACAGUUUAACUUUUUUCAGACUGCAGAGAGACUUCCACACACUCGUUAACUGUUGAAGCAACUUUUCCUUUCCAUGUCAUCAUGCGUUGGACUCUAGCUGGAUUCUGUGGGUUUGUGCUGAUAAGUAUAUCAGUCGCCCUGCAGAUCCACCAGAAACCCAGGUUCUAUGGAUUAAGACCUUGUAGGAAUGUGCCUAUUUACUGCAAGUCCUCAAAUCAAUCUCUGGACAGCAACGUGGAGUGGCACAAGGCCGACAGAUAUGACACAGACAAGAAAAAGAUUGAACAUAAUGAAAGGAUUCAGUUUAAAAGCCAAGAUAAGAUCCAACACGCUUUACUUUACUUCAAUGAACUCAAAGUAGAAGACAGCGGAGUGUACUUCUGCUCAAUAGAAGGCACUUAUGGACCUGGAACUCAAGUUCAAGUAGUUCGACCCCUUGACCUUACCAACGCCCAAUACAGAACCCAGAUGAAAGAUGGCCUUAUUGUACUGCAGGGCUUGCUGUUGGCUGUUUGUAUCGGUGCUUAUCUGCUACGUAAACAAAAACUGGCGAAAGAUAGUGACAGCUUAUAUGAAGAACCUGAAGCCGACCACAUCUAUGAGGGGUUAGCCAUUGAGACAUGUGGAGAAGGUCUGUAUGAAGAUCUCACUGCAUAUGCUCAGCCUGAAGGAGCCGAGGCCCCGUGGGAGUGAGACCAACACCUCCUUCAGCCCCAUAGAUAUGGAGCUCAUGUUCAUAAUUGUCAGUUGUGCAGUAAAAAUAGCAAGCAGUCAUUGUUACCCCCCUUUUGGGUGUGAAUAUGUUUGUGUUUUACCUAGAAUGGUGCCGUUUUUCUUGCCAAAGCAGUUUAUUCCUAAGUUUUCCAGCUUUUGGCCCUCAAAAACACAGCAACUGACAGUUGUGACCCACCUUUUCCUGCAGGACAUAAUUAAAAUGACAUGAAAACAAUUCAAAUAACAGCAAAGAACCAUCAGCAGUGGUUGUCGCAUGAAUGAUGCCCCUUGGUGGUUUUCAAGAUCUGUUUAGAAUAGGAAUAUUAUGUUAAGGUUUGAAAUGUUAUGGAUCAGUGAUGAUCAAAUGCAGUCCAGAGGUUUUUACAAAACAGUGACAUAGCCUUUUUAUUAAUGACUUGGACGCUGCAAACUCAGGUGCAAACAUCAGCUUAAUUAGCUAUCCAUGUUGUACAGCAAUAUAAUAUUUUUCACAUUGCUCCCUCUGCGCAUAUCACCGGCAGAUGUCCAUCGACCAAGGAAUUGACAAUAAGCAAUAAAAAUCUCAUUCUGCUUUUUUUUCCCUAAUGCUGGCAGUCCUGCCUGGGUGGUGAGCCACUGCCAUAUUUGCAUACAGUACCUUUUCAUCUCUUGUAACAGUUCUGGAGAAAAAAAAUGUGCAUUCUUAAAUUAAUUUGAUUUCUGAAGUUCAUCUCAAGACUGCCUGUUUUGUGGGGCCCCCACCCCCAACUAUUAGAAUCACUGUGCUAAAGCAUGAUUUUCUAAAGAUUGCUUAUCAUUGUUGUUUGAUGUUUGUGCUCUUAAUUUUAUACUUUUUAGUAUUGUUUGUGUAAUAGAUUGAUGUAAAAUUUCAGCAGAUUGUUUUGGUGCUUUGAUGAGUUAUCAUAUAAACUGUGUUGUAUCUAAUUUUGUGACCCUUUUGCCUCAAGGUAGAAGCUUGAAUAUCCAUUAGAGCCUUUGCGAGGCUAACUUCUAUUCAAAAUCAUACAAUCUGUAACAGUAAACAGACUUCAGGUUGCUUUAGAGGGUGAUUUUUAUUGUUUUUAAAUAAAAUAAAUAAAAAAUG